Messenger RNA from Sphenostylis stenocarpa, 762 nucleotides. The record is from the annotation of a GenBank genome assembly. NCBI's taxonomy places the organism in Eukaryota, Viridiplantae, Streptophyta, Magnoliopsida, Fabales, Fabaceae.
AUGGACACUGCAACCUUAUCCCUAUGCCAAUGGCCUAUUUUUUCUUCCUCUCCUUCUUCUUUGCGUAUGCAUGUGAGAGUUUUAUGCAGAAUCCCUCACCUUUCAGCAUCCACAGUUGACAAAACUCUCAGCCAGAUUAACAAUUCUGGUAUCGUAGCUUGCCUCAGGGCUAACAGUGCAGAAGUGGCCAUGAAAGCCGCAAAUGCUGCAAUAGCAGGUGGAGUUUCUGUUUUGGAGAUUGUGGUGUCGACUCCAGGUGUGUUUGAGGUUCUACAUCAGCUUGUGAAGGAGCAUCCUACAGUGGCCCUUGGGGUUGGAACUGUUCUCAGGAUUGAGGAUGCUAAAAAUGCAAUUAAAGCCGGAGCCAAAUUUCUUUUGAGUCCUGCAACUGUUAAGGACAUAAUGGUAAUGGAGUACGUUAAGAGUGGUGAAGUUUUAUAUAUUCCUGGCACAAUGACUCCAACUGAAAUAUUGUCUGCAUGUGAUGCAGGUGCUAAAAUGGUAAAGAUAUAUCCAGUUUCUGCACUUGGAGGGUUUCAGUACAUAUCAGCACUCAAGAAGACCUUUCCUCAUGUCUGUAUGGUUGCUUCCCAGGGAAUAACUAUAGAUGCUAUUGAGGAAUAUAUUUUGCGAGGAGCAUCAUCAGUUGUUUUGUCAGACGCCAUAUUUGACAAAGAGGCAAUGGAGCAACAUAAUUUCGAUAAGAUACAUAAAUUUGCACAUUCUGCUACCUUACGGGGUAACACAGCUGUGAAUAGAUAA